Molecule: messenger RNA, 7465 nt
Organism: Pelmatolapia mariae (spotted tilapia)
Lineage: Eukaryota; Metazoa; Chordata; Actinopteri; Cichliformes; Cichlidae
Product: nuclear factor 1 X-type-like
Exons: 13
Coding region: 1049-2644 (531 amino acids)
Biological process (GO): regulation of transcription by RNA polymerase II
Cellular component (GO): nucleus
Molecular function (GO): DNA-binding transcription factor activity, RNA polymerase II-specific; RNA polymerase II cis-regulatory region sequence-specific DNA binding
Source: RefSeq, a predicted model, not a curated record
CCAGUUCGACGCUGCCGCCUGAAGCACCGGCCCCCCAACCCAACCUUCACUGUAAACAACUGCCCCAAUUCCCCGUCUAUUAUUUUGUGUAUGUGCGUGUAAACAGGGCGCAUGCUGCUGAGGUGAGCUAUUUAGUGGCUGAUAUUUUGGGAGGGAGGGAAGAGCAAGGCAAUCUAUCGCUGCCGGAGCGCACGGCGAGCUUCCAUUUUUACGCACCGAGGCAUCCAGAGCCCCGCCGAAGCCGCGACCGACGACGUAUCGCUGUACAGGCAUUCCUCUAUCGGCGAGGCUGUAGCGAUUUGAAGAGGCACGACGCAAGCUGCUCUUUCAUCUCGUCAGCUUUGAGGAGGAGGCGGCGAGGGACCAGGGGUGUCCCCCCCGUUUGCGUGUAACUCCGUGCGUGUGCUUGCGUGUGUUUGUGUGCGUUCGGAUCAAGAGAGAGGAGAGAGAGAGAGAGAUACGAGGGUAAAACAGAACGGACGCGCGGCAUAGGAGACAGCUGCUUUUGGACACGUUUUGGACACAGAAGCUGAUCGACCGCAAAGGCUGCACACGGAAAAAUAAUAGAAACAAAACUUACUCUGCGUCACUUCUCCCGUCCAUUAUUAUUUUGGGUUAUUUUUUUGAUUUUUUUUUAAACCCGUAUUAUCAGUAUUAAUUCGGGGAGGGGUUUUUUUAGCAUCUCCCAGUCUGCUGGAGUUUGGCCGCCGAAGGACGCACCUCGGGACUUAGACGCAGACGUCUCCCUCACUUCUUUCUGCGGGACAUGGGCGCAUCUGACGCCAAACAGCGGUAGACGGAAGGCUCGGAGCUGGUGUCUUCGUUUCCUUCUAUCGCUUUCAGAGUGGACCGACUUUUGAAAGAGCGUGUUUUUUUCUGUAUCUGGGCCUAAAGCCGACGUGUUUAAAGGUCCUUUUUUGCUUCCGGCAACAGCGAAGAGACCAAGUCUUCCUCCCUCAGCUCUCACUCCCUCUCUCACUUUUUUGGAAGCUGAACUUUUAAAGGAAAAUGGGGCAUUGAGAGGGUUGGCAGAUCUCCCCACGCUAUAAUGGCUACUGACACCUACCUGGUGAACGACGAUCCCACUAGAGGCCCAGGGAUGCCUGAAUGUUUCCUCGUGUCUGAUACAUAUAGGGAUGAAUUCCACCCCUUCAUCGAGGCCCUUCUGCCCCAUGUCCGCGCCUUCGCCUACACCUGGUUCAACCUGCAGGCCCGCAAGCGUAAAUACUUCAAAAAGCACGAGAAGCGCAUGUCCAAGGAGGAAGAGCGUGCAGUGAAGGAUGAACUGCUGGGAGAGAAGCCAGAGAUCAAGCAGAAGUGGGCUUCACGCCUGUUGGCCAAGCUCCGCAAGGACAUCCGGCCUGAGUUCCGUGAGGACUUUGUGCUCACCAUCACGGGCAAAAAGCCCCCCUGCUGCGUGCUGUCCAACCCCGACCAGAAGGGCAAAAUACGUCGCAUCGACUGCCUGCGCCAGGCUGACAAGGUGUGGCGGCUGGACCUUGUGAUGGUCAUCCUGUUUAAGGGCAGCCCCCUGGAGAGCACGGACGGAGAACGACUGGUCAAGUCACCGCAGUGCACCAACCCUGGCCUGUGCGUCCAGCCACACCACAUCGGAGUGUCCGUCAAGGAGCUGGACCUCUACCUGGCCUACUUCGUCCACACGCCAGAAUCUGGACAAUCAGACAGCUCCAGCCAACAAGGGGACACAGACAUCAAGCCACCACCCAACGGGCACCUGAGUUUCCAGGACUGUUUUGUCACCUCAGGAGUGUGGAAUGUGGCAGAGUUGGUCAGAGUGUCUCAGACUCCCGUAGCCACAGCGUCGGGUCCUAACUUCUCACUGGCUGACCUGGACAGCAGCCCCAGUUACUACAACAUUAACCAGGUGGCUCUGGGGCGGCGCUCUCUCACCUCCCCUCCUUCUACCAGGUCUGAGGUGGAGUUGUACGCAAACCUUCCAAGGAGCUCCACUAAGCGGAAGUCCUUAGAUGAUAGCGAGCUGGAGAGCCCCACAGAUGAUGUUUUCUACCCUGGGCGUUCGCCUGCUGCCAGCUCCUCCCAGUCCAGUGCGUGGCCUAAUGACAUGGAUUCAGGACUGUCCUCGCCUGGUUCACUUAAGAAGCCGGGGAAGUUUGAUUUCAACGCCCUGACUUCCCAGACGAGGUCUCCCCGCAUGGCGUUCACACACCACCCGCUGCCUGUGCUGGCAGGAGUGAGACCAGGGAGUCCCCGUGCCUCAGCCUCAGCCCUGCACUUCCCUUCCUCCUCUAUCAUCCAGCAGUCCAGCCCGUACUUCACCCACCCCACCAUACGCUACCAUCACCACCAGGACCCGCUUAAGGAGUUUGUGCAGUUUGUCUGCACCGACGGCACAGGCCAGCCCAGCGCACAGCCUAAUGGAGGUGGCCAGAGCAAAAUGCCGGGCUCCUUCCUGCUGCCCCCGCCACCCCCGGUGGCUCGCCCUGUGCCCCUCCCCAUGCCCGACUCUAAAACCAUCAGCACGCCGACUGACGGCGGACUCAGCUCACCCGCAUCUCCGUCAUACUCCACGCCAGGCUCCACAGCUCCCAACCGGUUUGUCGGCAUCGGAACACGGGACAACUUUCUGAAUAUCCCCCAGCAGACCCAGUCCUGGUUCCUCUGACAAGGCCUCUCUGAAUCAACAGCUAAAAUUGUGUCAUGAAAAUUGGAAAUUUGACAAAACAAACACAUCGCCGCUGAAAAAGAACAAACUGCUGACACUAAAAGGUCUUUCUCUCUCGCCAACACUAUUCAAAGUACUACUAUAGAACCCCGAAAAACCCCACGCUGCCCCAAGAGGACUCCCAAUUCAGCACGAUUUGAACAGGAACAUUCGUCCCCUUUUGCGCAGGAGUCUUCAACAAGAUUGAGUGGACAGACUCAGAAUGCAAGGAGGAGGAAGAAGAAGAUGAGAAACUGUCUCACACACCGUGAAUUGUCAGAAAGGAAACACAAUAUGGCAAACUGACAAAUGACCAAUUAUACAUUUGUUGUUUCUUUUCUUUUCUUUUUUUUUAAAUGAUUUUUUUCCAUUUUGCUGUCUCCACAAUGAAACUCCAUGCAUUGGCUGGGAGAUCCAAAAAAAGAACAAGUAGUCAGAUGUGCAAGUUGUAAAGAUUGCCACCCAAAUAGCACGCCUCCAUAUCUGCGCAUCUCUCCUCCAGGUACAUGGUCCCACCUGACACCCACCACCCCACACAGCCGGUCCCACCUGGAGCUCGGUGCUUGUCAGGGGCAAAGCCGUAACUGCAGCCUCGUAGUUGAGUGUCCCCUCACCCCGCUGUUUCAUCUGCUCAGCCCUGAGCCUCUUUCACUUCAGAUUGGCCAAUCAUGCUGACACCAUCCAGUCCAAUAGUGUGACACAUAUGCACUAAGUGGCUGGUCUUUGUUUACCUGUCAAUGUACCAGGGUGUCCUGCUAUGGGAGAAAUGACGGCCAUGAGGCACGAAGGCAAGAAGGUGAACACACAGAUAGUCAUAACACUAACUCUACACGUGCUCUCUCGUCCCCUUACCUAUGCACUAUUAAUUUUUUUUAAGGGAUGAACAGCAUUGCACACUGAUGGUCAGAUGAGCGAUUAGAGAAGUGAAUCGAGGCUGCAGGUAUGGGGGCUGUGCUAACAUUAGAGUCUAGGCCCUGAAAGAUACAGCACUCACAUGCACACACACAUGCAAGCUUGCAGGCAGCACAUGCAGACCAACCUUUCCAGUAAAGUCGGUCACAAAACCACUCACAAAAUCAUCUUGUUUUAAUCCAUAGAUAUUGAUUUUAUAAUAAGGCACACACAGCAUCGGCUUCAUAUUAUUUGCUUUAAUUUUGUUUGUAGUUGUUUACUUGCGAUUUUUUUUCUUUUUCCAGAUUUGGUUUUGGUUUUGUCUCAGCUGGAUUGUUUUAACCUUCUCUUGCAUGUCAUAACAUUUUUCUUUAGUUUGCAGUAACACAUAGUAUCACGCUCGAAUUUCAGCAAAAUGGAAACAGCAGUUUCUCAAAUUUCUCAUGUAUGGACAGCACAGUAACGACAGCUCAUCACACGCAACCCCUGGCAUUGCUUCACCCCGUGUCCCGUAGUCUAUUCACAAGAAAACCCAGAGGAUUACACACACACAGAUGCACAUAUAAAAUAACACCACCAACAACCUGGUUUAAAUUUAUAAAGGGAAGCCUUUAUACUGGUUCUCCAAACUGCCUUUUAAUGGUUUUUCAUUCAUUUUAAAAUUUGUAUUUUUAAUUUGACAUAUUUUUCUAUGUAAAUGUUCACACUGAAAUCGCUGUUGGUAUUAUUUUUUGUCAUGACACAAUCCAACAAAAGCCGACCUCACAAAAUAACUGGACUGCCUAGCUGUUGGUUCUGUUUUUGCAGGGAUAGUAAACAAGGCUGAGGGCUCGUUCUCAGCCUCUCUAGUAACAUUAGCUCUAUGUACUAAAACCAUAUAUCGAGACUAUAACAAUAUAUGGAAGUGCCUCUGUAUUCCCUUCAUGCAAUUAGUAAUAAACUUGACUUCAGGUUCUCUUCCCACAUAUAAGCUAAAGCUACAUGGGCAUGGUAGCGUUGGUGCAUGUGGAAACCAUUGGCCUAGGACAGAUCUUUAUAGAGGACUGCAAACUCUUUUUUUUUCUUUUUUUUUUUGUAAAAACAGAGAGAGAGAUCUUAUACAUAUAUAUUUAUGAUAUAUGCUCCUUUGUAACUUUUACUACGAGCUUGUUGGCAGUCUAGUUAUUUUCUGAACACUCACCCCCCCCUCACUACCCCCCUCCCCCACCCCGCCCCACAACCUGUUUCAGUAACAUCACCAUAUUGUUACCAAUACGAAUUAAACGACACACGCCAUUGCCAUCUGCUGCGCAGCAUUAUAAUACCUAGAUGAACAUGUCAAAAAUCGACAGUAGGUUUGAAGAAAAAAAAAGUGUUUGUUUUUUGAUGGAAAGUAUUAUUAUUGAAAAAUAUGUGUCGAUUGAGCCACGUGCAAUGCAUUGGGUAGAUCAUUGUGUUUGUCUGUUAGAGAUUUUUAAGAAAGCUAAGAGAAAAGAGAAAAAAAAAUGUAUUUGUUUCAAGUCCAUAUGCUCCGGGACUCUAAACUAGAGGGCCACGAGAAAUCCUAGUCUUUGUAAGUUGGGGGUAUUUGUUUUUAUUUCCUUUGUCUCUUUUUUAAUGUUAUAUGUGUAAUCAUUUGUUUAUAAAAAUGUGGGAGGGCUGAAGGAAAAAAAAAUGUACACAACUUCAGAAAAAAAAAAUCUCUAUCAUCAGAUGAAAAACUGGUGCUUUAACACUAUAAAGUACAUUCAGAACUAUUAUAAAUGAGUGAACAAAAAUAACAGACCAUUUAGGAAACUGCAUUAUUCCUCUCUCUAUUUGUAUUCUUCUAUUUGUAUUAAGUGGGGGGAGAGGUUCCUAUUCCUUAAGGUUGUGACACAAAAGGCAUUUUGGUUCAACCCUUAGAAGAAAUAAAGCAAACCUAUACUGUCGAGCCCAAGAAACUCUUUAAAUAACCUACCCGUGCACUGCCUGAAACUCACCAGCAAAAAAAAACCAAACAAAAAACCCUCCCAGUCAAUUCAUUUUAUCACAUACAAUGGCAUUGACACAUGACAAGUCUCUCCCAGUACUGCGGGAGAUACUUCACAUCCCAAAAUCAGUUUUUUCCCAUUAUCAUCCAAGUAUGUUUCUAAAUCUGGAGUUGGAUGGAGCUCAGCAGGCUGUGUUGAGACACCUGACGUUGAAGUGGACCGAGACCUUCUGUACAGUUAGCAGAAAAGGGGUAAAAGAAGCUUUUAAUCUGGCAUAAAUAUGAGGUCUGAGCCAUUUGUGAAACAGGCAGCAAGGUGAGCCUCUCCCCUGUUCCACCCCCUCCUCUGUAAAUGACUCUUAUAGUGCUUGUGCUGUAGUGUAUAGUUUCCCAGCAGUUAAAGGUUGUCCCUUGAAAGUGCCUUUUGUUCACAGACUCCAUUUUGUAAUCAAGAUGGCCCUUUUUUUCUUUUCAUUUGUUUUUUUCCUUGAAACAGCUUGAGGUAGCAGGUUGCCCCUGAGUGCUGUAAGGAGGCAAAAGGUCAUCACCCAUUCAGCGAUCAGGGGCACCUCUUUCCUCCGGCUUCGAAAAUGAAUUCCCUCCAUUGUUCCUUCCCUUCUAUCCUCUCUUCCUUUUCAAAGCUAUAUAUAUAUAUAUACAUAUAUAUAGUACAAAAGGAAACUGGUGUGAAUUAGUUCUUUACUUUUUAUUGAUAAAUGAGAAAAAAAUUGAAAAGGCAAAAAAACUUGUUCUCGUUCAGCUCUUGCUUUUUUCUUCCCCUCUGUCUCCACUGUCUGUUUUCUCUUAGACACUGGAGUAGUCUGUAACUGUGUGUCUGUCACUCUCGUCUCUCUCUCUCUUUCUCUCUCUCUCUCUCUCUCUCUCUCUCCUGCCCUCUCUGCUGUUGGGAGGAUGAAAAAAAAAUAUUGCCGAAAAACUUUUGUCUGAGCAGAAUGCAGUUAGCUCACAUGUUAUUCUUGUCUGUAUGCUUCACAUUGUAUUACCAUACCCAUCUUCUUCAGCUUCUCCAUUCAGCAGCUAAUGUAAGUGAACAAAUUACGCUGACGGGCUUUUGGGGGUGUCCUUGGGUGGGUGAGGAAGGGAUGACAGUGGUUCAGGGGUUUGGGUUCAAGAGGUUUAAGGGGAAGAUUAAUGGGGUUGAGAGGGAUAGAUGAACUGCUUUGGGAAGUUGGAAAGGGGCUGCAUGGGCUAGGAUAAGAGUUUGCUCUUUUUGUUUAAGGUAUUUAUUUUUUGGCUUUGUUUUAUUCCCUCUUUUUUGUUUCCUUUUUUAAUUUGGAGUUCUUUUCAUAUUUGCUAUCAGGGUAUGCUGUCGUUUAGGCUCUCUUUGAGUAUGCCUUGGACUGUAAAAUGAAAGCUACAAGCACCUUAUAACCGGACUUGUCGUGCAUGAGGCUGAAAGAGGGGCGAUGCUUUACCAGCAUAAAUCCCACAUCCAUUUUAACCAAUCUUAUAAAGUGAAUCUCUCUUCUUUCUUUUUUUUAUUGCUAUUUUUACGGUGGGUUUCACACAUGGAAACCCUCAGCAGUAUUAGCCAUUUACCACACAUCAACCAGAUAGAAAAAGGCCAGCAUGAACCUGAUCUCUCAGAUUUUUGAGGAUCCAGGGAGUCCCUCCAUUUUUCUCCUCCGACCACCUCAUGCAGGAUUAAUCCGUGUCUUUGUUCUGUUGUUUAUUUUAGUUCUUUUUCUUCUUAAGUGUGUAUGGUUUAAUGGUGAAUUAGGCAGCACCCUAGGCCCCCUCACUUCCAAGUCUUCUAUGCCUCUGUCUAUGCCCUCAGUGCAGCACCACUUCUUUGUGAGAACACCCCCAGAGCUCUAGGUGAAAUGCAUGUGUUAAUUACAGUUUCUUUUCCAUAAGAAGAAAAACACAGUUUGAGAAGAGCAGCACCUGAUUGAAUAAAAAGGAUGUUCUUGACUGUA